CCUCCCACCUAAGAGAGGCUAGGCUGUGUACAGUCCAGUGGUGCAAUCAGGGCUGUGUCAAACACUCGGAUUACAGCUAUCUACACACAAACUGCCGAGAUACAGCCAUGGCUGCUUCUAGCCACAGUGCUACAAGAGCACCUGCUAACACUAGUCGACUUGGCAACCCACUACUUAUCCCCAAGAAGACAACAACCUCAAGUCUACUACUGAGCUCCAGCCCUUUUGGGUCGAAAUCAAUACAACUGGUUGCUACCAAAUCUCCGAAUGAAGGAGCUACGACUACAAGACUCACUAGAACAGACAGUACAAGCUACUCAAGAAGUUGCUCGAUUGAGAAUCCAGCUCUAGUGAAACAAGACGAACAUUUUAUUGAGACUACAAGUGUAUCUGACGAUAAAAAGCCAAGCUUAUUGAUACAAACUAAACCAACAGCAUUGAAAAACUCAACUCUCCAAGGCUUACUUCUACCGAAUUCUGGUUCUUUGCGAUCGAGUAACCUGUUACAGGGUGGCCUAACAGAACAGUUGAAGCUCACCAGCUCAAACAGCUUGGUCUACUCUCAACCAAAAAGAGAGCCUUCUACACUAACUAAGAGGGACACUCACUCACUGAGCCAUGCACAGAGUAGCAGGCCUAACACUGCUCUCACUAGUUCAGGCUCCUCUAAGACUAACCUAAGAUCAAGCUUACUAACCAACACAUCUCUAACUGGCCCAACAAAAACUUCACCACUUUUGUCAUCUCCGAAGCUAGGAGGACGAGUUAUGAACACAUCUUUAACUAGUCAUAUUGGGACUCAAAAAACAACCACUAAAGCCCAACAUUCCUCAACUCUCACAUCUGUGAAACCUAAAGCAUCCACCCACCUUGCUAGCAAAUCUCACGGAACUUUGAAGCCCUCAGGUUAUGCUAGUGGGAAGAGCCUGUUACAGAGGGAACAAUUGGGAUUGAAAAACAAGCCAGAUUCUAAGACAGCUGCAACAAAAGCCUCGUCUAAAAAACAAAAACAUGACAAUAUUACCGAAAUUGAUGGCCCAGUGAUAACAGUAAAACCCAUCACAAAGAGGACAGAGGGUGCCCCCGAAUAUGACUUUUCUGCACAACGACCCCAAAGCCCAGAGGGCCCAAAAUUUCUACCCCCUGAACUAGACGCGGCAGUUCAAUCACCCCCACCCCCCAUAAUUGACACUGUUGGGGUUAAGACUACUCUCAUCAAUGCCGUAGCAACGUCACUCCUUGCAUCACCUGACUUCCGUAGUUCCCGUGAUACGACAAGACGAGCCCUCACUAGACUGGGAGAGAAGAUAGCGAGAUUUGAUCCAGAGUUUGUUUUAAAGGUGGCUCUAUACACUCGUUGCAAUCUAAAUAUAAGGACAACUGCUAAUUUUCUUCUCGCUCUAGCCUCAAACAUACCCAGCUGUCGGCCAUUCCUGAAGAAGUAUUACUCGUCUUCCAUUCGUCUCCCCUCAGAUUGGCUCGAGGUGGCAGAAAUCUACCAGGCAUUUCAGGACAAAUCAGUUAAUUUUGGCUCUCUUCCCACCGCCUUGAGAAGAGUAAUGGCUGCCAAAUUUACCAGUUUUGAUGAGUACCAGCUGGGAAAGUACAACAAAGACACAUCAAAACGAAAGAAAAAGAAGAAGGAGAAAGAAAAUAAGGAAAUAUCGAAACCCCAAGCUUCAUCAAAACCUACUCCCCAAGUCUCCAUAGCAACAACCAUAUCGGAUGACUCCAGUGAUGACGAUUCAGUUGUACACAGCGACAAAGAAAGUGACGAAGAAAUUGAAAGACUAAGUUUCACACUCAAGCAACUCGUUCGUAAGAUUCAUAUCUCGGAGCCUGUAUACUAUGUCAUGUGUUUGCUGGGUAAACGAUACCCCGCAGAGACGGAGGACUUCAGGAGAAGCAGACUCCCAGGUGUGUGGGACCAAGACAGAGCGGGGAAGAGGAUGAAGCUAGCCACACCCGAAACAUGGGAGACGCAAGUAUCGACUAAAGGCAACAAAGCCAAGACAUGGGAAGAUUUGAUCGAUCACAAUAAACUACCGUUUAUGGCCAUGCUCAGAAAUAUACGGAACCUCAUACUAGCUCAAGUGUCGUCUAAACAUCAUCAGUGGGUCGUGAGAAAACUUAACGAUGAGAGGGCGGUGGUCAAUAGUCGCCAGUUCCCCUUUCAAUUUUUCUCCGCAUACGAGGUCCUCUCUGAAUUAGAGAAGAUUGCUAAAGGGGAACAACCACCUACAAAACCAAGGCCGGCUAAAAAAGGAGCAAAGAAACCAAAGACACCGAAAGAGCUACCUAAAAUAGACAUUGGUUUACUUCAACGUUAUCGUACAGCACUCGACAGUGCACUCAAGAUUGCCACAUGCUACAAUGUUAAACCAAUCAGUGGCUCCACCCUCAUCCUGUGCAACGUGGGAGCUAAUAUGGACCGUCCCUGUACCUCCGCCCGUGGCCUAGGGAAACCUAAAACAGUCAUGGAAGUUGGAAUUCUGCUCGGCCUAAUGUGCAAAUAUUCGUGCGAGAAAUGCACAAUGAUAGUUUAUGGUGGAAACCAUUUUGCAGAAGUACAGCUAAAGGAUGGAACAAUUUUAGACAACAUGGCUAAUGCUAAAGACACUGCUACACAGGAAGGCGUAACUGGGCAAGACGGUUCUAUUCCGAUCAAAUUUCUCACAAACAAACUAAUAGACAGAGAUCAGCUAGACAAUAUCGUGGUGCUCACAGACGAAAUGAAAUUGGACGAUCAACAGGGACAAGAUGUGAUUGAUUUCUUAAGUAAAUACCGUCACCUAGUCAACCCGAACCUGCUCUUUGUAAGUGUAGACUUAAGCAGCAAAACAAGAGGUGUUAACAGUACAAUCAAACCCAGCCACCCUAACGACAUCUACCUAGCUGGCUACUCUGAUCAGAUACUACGGUUUAUUGCCGAGAGGGGCGACAGUGGUCAGAUAACAUACAUUGAAAAUAUUGACAAAGCCUACAACCUUGACUCAAUCAAGGCACCAUCUCUAGCCGAUGUUAGCAACAGUCCUCUCUCACUAGCUCCAGAAAAAUCUCUACUAGCUACAACUCAGAAAAGAUGGCGCACUGCUCGCGUGUUUAUCUCCUCUACUUUCAGAGAUAUGCACGGCGAAAGAGACAUGUUGACUCGAUUUGUGUUCCCAGAGCUUCGAGCGCGGGCACACUCCAAACAAAUCAAUAUCUACGAGGUAGAUCUUCGAUGGGGAGUAACGGAGGAAGACGCUAGAAGCCAUAGAGCUAUGGAGAUUUGUCUGAGCGAGAUCUCACGGUCCCAGUACUUUAUCGGGUUGCUAGGCCAGCGUUACGGCUGGGUACAAGACCAGUAUAUGAUUCCAGACUCGGCUGAAUUUGAUUGGCUGAAAGAGUUUCCGGCUGGACGUUCAAUCACAGAGGUUGAGAUGAAUCACGCUGCCCUAAGAGAUACAGACAAGGCAGUUGGCAAAGCUUUCUUCUAUUUCAGAGAUCCAAUAGCUCUUGAAAAAAUACCCGAAGCUCAGAAAAAGAACUUUGAAAGCGAAUCUCACUCGGCACUUCAGAAAAUUGAAAACCUCAAAAGUCAGAUUCGAAUCAGUGGAUUGGAAGUGUAUGAUGGCUACCCUUGUCAAUGGCUAGGCAUGGUGGAGGACAAACCACUAGUUGGUCAUUUGGAAGAUUUUGGACAGCGAGUGCUCUAUAAUAUCUGGAACGCGAUUCAACGUGACUAUCCAGAGGACGACGCUGGACAGGACCCCCUAACACAGGCAAACAGUUUCCACGAAGGUUUCAUCGAAAACAGAGCGACAAAUUUUGUCGGGCGCAGAGCACUAUUGAAGAAAGCCCAAGAGGCGCUAACCGGUGAAAGUGGGAAAUUGAUUAUAGUUGCCGGUAAACCAGGCUCGGGAAAGUCUGCUUUCAUGGCUGCCAUUGCUCAGCAGUAUAUAGAGUCUUCAGCUUGCCCCUCCUCCAAUCUUCUACUCCCUCACUUCAUUGGAGCCGCUCCUGACUCGACUAAUGUGGCGUCCAUUCUAACAAGAUUCUGCCACGAGAUGAAGAGACGAUUUGGAUUCAAUUUCGACAUUCCUGAAGACUAUUCCGAUCUCGCCAAAGAGUGGCCAGAGUUUCUACAAGAAAGCACCAACGUUAUCGGCACGGGAUCCAAACUAGUUGUACUAAUCGACGGGUCUGACCUCCUAGAAGACAAACAAAAUGGACGCUCCAUGGACUGGAUUCCUGACAAAAUACCGAACGGUGUGACUGUUCUCAUCAGUGGAGUUGAGAAUGGAGUUUGCAUAUCUAACCUUCGCAAAAGAAACCCUCCCCCAGAAGAAAUCAUUAUCGGUAGUCUGGACAUCAUGGACAAAGCAGAGAUGGUGAGAAGGAAACUAGCUAAGCAUCGCAAAGCACUGGAGGAGAGCCCAUUCAACAACCAGAUGAAGCUGCUACUUACCAAGAAAGAAGCUAACAACCCACUGUAUCUACAUCUAGCAUGCGAGGAAUUACGAGUGUUUGGUAUUUUCGAAGAGGUCACUACUUUUCUGAAAAAUAUGCCUCCAUCAAUUUCUAAUCUACUUCAAGAGAUUCUAGGGAGGCUAGAAACGGAACACACAUUGGAUGUUGUAUCUACAGCAAUGUCUCUUCUAUCGCUAGUGAGAAAUGGUCUAAUGGAACAUGAGCUAUCAGGCGUCCUAGCAAUGUAUUUUGAGGCUCAGAGUGUCGACGGGGGGUCCACUCUACCCCCCAUGGUGAUCUCAAGACUACUCAGAAGUUUACAAUCAUUCCUACAGCCUAGUGGACAAGAAAACACGUCAAUUCUAACACUAGCACACAAAGACAUUGAAAAAGCAGUUCGUCAACGUUACAUGCGAGGAGCAGCAAGUUCUAAAGAGAAGGAAUUCCACCGACUAUUAGCUAGGUACUACAAAAACGAGGCAGACCCUUUAUCUGAUGGUACCUACAAGGGUAACAGUAUCAGAGCAUUCGGUGAACUACCACACCACUUAAUAAUGGCCGGAGAAUGGACGCAACUUGAGAAUAUGCUCUGCAACAUUCACUUCCUGGUAACUAAGUGUCAAUUAGGCCUAGUACAGCAGCUGCUAGAAGACUACACGCCGUCAGCGUCUAUACUACCGCCUGGUAAAAGCAAAGACCUAGCUCGGUUCGUACAGCAAGGAAGAGUACUGGAAUUCAAAUCUUUCGUCUCACGAAACCUCCAUGUUUUGGUGAACAGCCCGACACUGACACUCCAGCAAGCCGUUAAUGAACCGUCUUCUUCACUCGUUUCUAAAGCAGCUCUCGGUAUCAUCAAAGAGUAUCCACAACCACUCAUGACUUGUGUGAACAAGCCGGAAACAACUAACCCCUGUGUCAUGAGUAUUUCUGGACAAGGGGGUACACCAACGUGUAUUGCAAUAUCAAACGAUAGCCGGUAUUUUGUGGCUGGGUUCAAAAACUGCGCAGUUAAGGUAUUUGAAAUUCAAACAAGCAAAGAAAUUCACUCCUUUGUCGGUCAUGCUGCUUCAAUCACAAGCGUAUGUUUUGUCGGAAGCUCUUCUGUGUGCUCUGGCUCUAAAGAUAACACACUGAGUCUGUGGGACAUGCAGAAAGGUAUACGUACAGCUGUGCUCAAGGCUCACUCAAGACCAGUACAAGGAUGCUCCGCCAAUGCCUCAGGCGAUAGAAUAGCCUCCGUCUCCUGGGAUACCACAAUCAAAGUUUGGAACGGAAAGAACGGGAAAAUUCUCAACACCCUAAAGACGUCAGGACAACACAAUACACCAAUAAACUGUGUGAGCUUCCACCCUGAAGGUCAGGUGAUCGCCGUGGGAAGCUGGGACUCUACUGUGAAAAUAUGGGAUACCCUUAACCAGAAGAGGAUCAAAGUUAUUAAGGGUCACAAGAGCUCUGUUCAAGCAUGCAGCUACGCUCCCUCAGGGCGUCAUCUCAUUUCAGCCUCUCUAGACGGUGAAGUUAAGAUCUGGUCAACAAAGUACGGAGUGGCAGUGGGUAGUCUGGUGGGACACUCCUUCCCGGUGAAUUCAAUAGCCUACACACCUAAUGGUCAAUACCUGCUAACGGCAUCGAGUGACAAACUCAUCAAAGUAUGGUCGGGGAGCCUAGGGAAACCGGUACGAUCAAUGGGAUCACCAGAGCACGGCGUUAUACACUGUAUGACAUUUGAUCAUUCUACACAGAGUAUUAUUACUGGCUAUCACCAUGGAUACGUUAGAAAGUUCAAUGCACACACAGGCAGAGAGAUAUUUGCAGCUAAGCAACACACAGCAGCUGUUGUAGGAGUUGCCUAUCAUCAGCCCUACUUCAUGUCGGCCUCCAUGGACACUACAGUGAAAAUUUGGACCGAAGCAAAUGGCCCAAACAAAUUUUUACCGUUGCUAGGACAUAAAUCCCCUAUCACAUGCGCUACUUGGGACAAGAAUGGAUUUGCAACUGCUUCAGAGGAUCUUCAAAUAAUAAUUUGGCCCUACACUCCUAAGGAUUACAAUAAUUCCUUUAUGGUCAAAAAAGUGACAUCUCAACUCCCAACUAAAAAGUCUAAGUCCAAAGCAUCUAAACAAAUUGAUCAUACCAUAAUCCCGUUAGCCAUUUUACAUGCACACACGGCAAAAAUUACCUCCAUAGCUUUCUCCUGUAACAAGCUAAAAAUGGUUACUGCUAGCAACGAUAAAACUUUAAUUAUAUGGGAUACUUUCUCUUAUAAACAGCUACAAGUCCUAAAUGCCUGCCACAAAGAUUGGAUAAACACAUGUGCUUUUUCAACUGACUAUCCUGAUUUACUUGUAACUGGCUCAAACGAUUUUACUCUCAAACUAUGGGACCUCAAAACAGGCACAGAGAAAACCACACUCAAAGGACACACAUCUUCUAUCAACUCAGUCUCUUUCUACCGAGACUGCAUUGUAUCAGCUGGUUUUGACGGCUCUGUAAAAGUGUGGACAAGCAAAGGAAUUGAAAUCACAACUAUGUAUUGUCAUAAACAAAGAAUAAAUUCUUGUCUAGUCAAUAUUCCCUGUAAAUCGCCAGGUGCAAGCUUCGACUGGGCAGACGCCGUGGCUGAUGAUGACGCCAAACCGAAAGUGAAACUAUCAGAAAUUACUCUGAUGACAGCUAGUGAUGACGGCACAAUAGGAGUGUGGAAACCAUUCCUACCCAAUGAAAUCACCAGUCUUAUUGGACACUCGGAUCGAGUUCUCUCUAUAGCAACCACCGUUAACAACGAAGUCCUGAGUUCCUCAUUGGACGGAAGUAUUCGACUAUGGCGACCACAGUUAUCAGAUGAACCUCACAAGCUAACAAGGAUUAGCCAAGAGCAAGGCCACACUGGAGAGGUGAUGUGCUGCGACACUGUAUUCAUUAGCAACCAAGAAAGUUAUGCGGUGACAUCUGGUAGAGAUGGAAACUUCAUCAUCUGGCACAUCACAAGUAGAGACGGACAAACAUCAUCCGAGAAGCUGUACACAGUAGCUGCCACUGAUAAAGCCAUCACCUCUGUUUGCUUUGUCUCCUUCUUAGAGAAAACCCAACAAGGUACGAUUGUAAUCGGAAAAGACGAUGGUGUUAUGGUAACGUACAAAUUCACCCCGAACGAGUACCCCAGUAGUACUGCAAGUGUGACAUCCGGUGCUCUGAUGGGACCACACCCAAUAUCCAAGCUGGUCCUCACUCCUGAUCGAAAUAGCAUCCUCGCCGGCUCAUGGUCCAAUCAGAUUGCUGCUGUUGCUAACAACAGUCGCGUGAGGACCAGGAUGGAAACACACAAAGGAUGGGUGAUGGACAUGGUAGCGUUUGAAAAUGCAGGCCAAACAGUCUUGUAUUCCAUCGGUUUAGACAAUCAGCUCUGUCGCUGGGACAUUCCCUAUGUUAAGCCAGGCCCAGCCAGACUACCAACAUCGACGUCAACAGCUACAAAGUUCAAUAUCGACUUAGGAAGUGAUCGAGAUAAAGCCUGGCCCCUAGCAAUGCUCAAAUUAGACAAUCUACCGUUCUUGGCGAUUUCAGAUAGUGAAGGGGUACUGUAUGUGUGGAGCUUGAGUGCAAAGCAAGUCAUCAUGAAAAGGAAGGUUCACAAAACGGCCAUUAAUGCUCUAGCAAGCACGCCAAGCGGGGAGAUCGUGACUGGAUCGAAUGAUGGUACUGUUAAAGUGUGGGGAGUCAAUGGAAGGGGGACAGAGGUCACUCAGAUAGGCCAGUUCUACUGUCAGUCGUCGGUAGUUUCCAUAGCGACAAUUGGGAGCAAAUCACAAGGGGGGAAGAAUGUGGACCCAAUGUUUGUCGUCGGAGAUACACUAGGUCAUGUGACAUUGAUCAGGUGGACACAGUAAACAUUUAGUAAUUGGACAUAGAAUAAAAUUUAAUUAUUAGACUAGUAGAUAAUAGAUAGCUAGCGUUUACAUUUUUAGCCAAUUAAUGUGAUAGUGUGAUGAAUGAAUGAAUGAAUAUAAAUGUCAAA
This is a messenger RNA of Halichondria panicea, 8467 nucleotides long. RefSeq names its product telomerase protein component 1-like. The coding region runs from base 108 to 8339 and encodes 2743 amino acids. Gene Ontology annotation, molecular function: telomerase activity; protein binding; telomerase RNA binding. Gene Ontology annotation, cellular component: telomerase holoenzyme complex. Gene Ontology annotation, biological process: telomere maintenance via recombination. The transcript is spliced from 2 exons. Lineage: Eukaryota; Metazoa; Porifera; Demospongiae; Suberitida; Halichondriidae. The record is from RefSeq and is a predicted model, not a curated record.